AUGGAAAAUGCUCCAAGUUCUUUCCCUAAAGAGUUUAGGACGAGGACCAUUAUUGAUGAUGAAGGUUUUCCUAAAUAUAGAAGAAGAGAGGAUGGCAGGACUGUCAAAAAGGGCAAAACUGUGCUGGAUAAUAGAUAUGUUGUACCAUACAACCCAUUGCUACUCCAAAAAUAUAGAGCUCACAUUAACGUUGAGUACACGUGCCAGAUAAGUGCAAUAAAAUAUCUUUUCAAGUAUGUCCAUGAAGGCAACGACAGAGUGACGGCUGAAUUUUACCGAACUUCGGAUUCAAGUAAUUCAUCCCAGGUGAUUGAUGAAAUAAAAAAUUACUAUGACUGCAGAUACAUCUCUACAUGUGAGGCGGCAUGGCGAUUGUUUGGAUUUGAAGUGCACUAUAGAGAGCCUCCAGUUGUGAGGUUGCCAUUCCAUCUUCCGGGUGAGCAAAGCGUAGUGUACAAUGACGGUGAGACAGUACAGGAUGCAAUUGAAAAGGCCGACAUUAAGAAAAACAAGUUUAUAGGUUGGAUGGAGGCUAACCAACUUUAUGCGGCUGGACGAGACAUUACUUAUUCAGAAUAUCCCACCAAAUUUGUUUGGAAAGACGACACAAGAGAAUGGCGCCCUAGAAAACAGGGUUUCUCAAUUGGUAGAAUUUCACAUGUGCCUCCAUCAUGCGGCGAGGACUAUUACUUAAGGAUUCUUCUGAACGUUCAAAAAGGUUGCACGAGUUUUAAAGACAUUCUCACUGUGAAAGAAGUGACCUACAGUACUUUUAAGGAUGCGUGUUGUGCUCUUGGUUUGCUAGAAGAUGACAAAGAAUUUGUAGACGCAAUAAAAGAGGCCAGCUUCUGGGGGUCAGGAGAGUAUCUUAGAAGACUGUUUGUGGUGUUGUUGAUGUCUAACAACAUGUCAAAUCCCGAGGUAGUUUGGGAUAAGUGCUGGCAAGAGCUUUCAGAUGAUAUUCUCUACAGACAAAGAAGACGCUUAGAUUACCCAGGACUGAAUCUAACAGAUGAUCAGAAAAAAAAUCUGGCGCUCGCUGAGAUUGAGAACAUGCUACAAAAUAAUGGCAGGAGCCUGCACAAUUUUGUUUCCAUGCCUUAUCCUUCAGACAUUGUUGUCGAAGACGUUGGACAAAGACUGAUUGUAGAGGAGUUGAAUUACGACAGGAAUGAAAUGAGUGAAUACUUGGACCAAUGUCUCUCCUCAAUAACUAACGAACAAAGGCAUGCGUAUGACAAAAUAAUUAACGCCGUCUAUGGAAACAAAGGUGGAUUUUUCUUCCUGUAUGGCUACGGUGGGACGGGUAAAACCUUUGUCUGGAAAACGCUUUCAGCAUCCAUUCGAUCAAGAGGUGAUAUUGUUCUCAAUGUGGCUUCAAGUGGUAUUGCUGCACUGUUGUUGCCUGGAGGAAGGACGGCGCACUCCAGGUUCAAGAUUCCCAUACCUAUAACUGAGGAUUCAACAUGCAACAUAAAGCAUAACAGCCCUCAUGCUAAAUUGCUGAUAAAGGCGAAACUGAUCAUUUGGGACGAAGCUCCUAUGAUGAGUAAAUGGUGUUACGAGGCUUUGGAUAAGUGCUUGAGAGACAUUUUGAGGUUCACCCCAGGAUAUGACUCCAGCUUGCCGUUCGGAGGAAAAGUUGUGGUUCUGGGCGGUGAUUUCAGGCAAAUCUUACCUGUAAUUCCAAGGGCAUCCAUGCAAGAUGUCAUCAGUGCAACAAUAAAUUCAUCCUAUCUAUGGCCAUUUUGUGAAGUUCUUAUUUUGACAAAGAACAUGAGACUCCUGCAAGGAUCUUCGUGCUCAAGUGCAUCAGAUAUAGCAGAGUUUUCAGAAUGGCUGUUGACUAUAGGUGAUGGCAAGGUCGGACAGCCAGUUAACGGCGAAUCAAAAAUUCAAAUACCAGAUGAAAUCCUUAUAAAAAACUCAGAAACCGGUUUUGAAGACUUGGUCAAUUAUACCUACCCUGAUUUGUUGCGUAACAUGUCUAACUCUGAAUACUUCAGGGAAAGAUCCAUUUUGGCCCCCACGAUUCAACUGGUUGGAAAGGUCAAUGAUUACAUGAUGUCUCGGGUCUCGGCAGAAGAAAGGGAAUACUUGAGCUCUGAUUCAAUAUACAAAGAAGACGGCAAUGUUGAGAGUGAGCUGGAUGCAUUUUCCCCCGAGGUAUUGAAUGCAAUGAACUGUUCAGGACUGCCACCGCAUAAGUUGAGUUUGAAAAUUGGAGUCCCAGUAAUAUUAAUGAGAAAUAUCGACCAGUCCAACGGAUUGUGUAAUGGAACAAGAUUGACGGUGAAGAGAUUUGGAGACCAUGUCAUUCAGUGCACCGUUCUAACUGGGACUAAAGCUGGAUCUACUGUACUGAUUCCUAGGAUGACCAUGAAUACAAAUAACACAAAUCUACCGUUCCAAUUUCAGAGACGGCAGUUGCCUAUAUGUGUCUGCUUCGGUAUGACGAUAAACAAAGCGCAGGGACAAACACUAGGGUGUGUUGGGUUAUAUCUUCCAAGACCGGUUUUUAGCCACGGACAAUUAUAUGUGGCGCUAUCAAGAGUCAAAAGCAAACAAGGGCUAAGGAUCCUCAUAGAAAACCACGACGAUCUCCCUUCUAAUACAACAAUUAAUGCUGUGUAUGAAGAAGUGUUUGACAAUAUAACUCCAUAA
This is a messenger RNA of Lotus japonicus, 2664 nucleotides long. RefSeq lists its product as uncharacterized. Gene Ontology annotation, biological process: DNA repair; telomere maintenance. The record is from RefSeq and is a predicted model, not a curated record. The coding region runs from base 1 to 2664 and encodes 887 amino acids. The transcript has 2 exons. NCBI's taxonomy places the organism in Eukaryota, Viridiplantae, Streptophyta, Magnoliopsida, Fabales, Fabaceae. Gene Ontology annotation, molecular function: DNA helicase activity.